AUGGCAUCUCCAAGAUUUGAUCCAAGUCAAUUCCAAACACCUACUAAGAAACAAAAUCCUUCGUCCCCCUUAACUUCUCCCUCAUCAAUUUCAACGACAUCGACAAAUCCGAAACAACGUUCAGUCACUGGAAGUAGCAACACAAAUGAUGAAACAAUCACAACGAUUAAAAUGGAGGAUGGUACCGAUGAAGUGAAAGUCUUCUCUGCAUCGACUAUCAAAAAGAAUGAACCUGAUGAUGAUAUCGAUGUUGACGGAAUCGAAGAUCGACUCUCACCAGUUGUUGAAGAACCAACAAGCCCGAAUAAAAAUGAUGCAUUAAAUGGUAGUCUUUCUGGCUUAUACACAUCACCAUUUCUGUAUCCAUAUUUUCAUCCAAUGUUCCAUCCGUAUUUAAUGGCUGCAGCUGCACAAGCAAAUGCGGCUGCCUCAUCCACAGAUAAAACAGCGACGGAUGGAUCGACCCCAUUACCUCCUAAUCCAUAUGGAGCUGCACCUUCUCCCUUCUCUGGUUUUAAUCCAGGCAUGCCUUUUCCUUCGUUGUAUCCACCUGGAAUGGUCAAUCAACCAUUUCGACCAAAUCUGUUCAAUCCAUUCGGAAUUCCUAUACCUACACCCGGUGUUCGUCCUCCUCCACCUGCUUCAGCAUCAUCGUCGUCUUCUUCAUCUUCAAAUCGUCACCAUCAAAACUAUGAUGGAUCUCCUCGAAAUCUUAGCGCACUGCUUGAUGCACAACGACCAAAGAAACCUCAUAUAAAAAAACCUCUAAAUGCUUUUAUGCUUUAUAUGAAAGAACAACGUGCACAUGUUAUUGAAGAAUGUACAUUAAAAGAAUCAUCGGCAAUAAAUAAAGUUCUUGGACAGAAAUGGAAAGAAUUACCACGAGCUGAACAAGACAAAUACUAUGAAUUAGCUAAAGAAGAGCGAAAUCGUCAUAUGCAAUUGUAUCCUGGUUGGUCAGCCAGGGAUAAUUACGGUUUAAAGAAGAAACGUCAGUCAAGUGGACAUACGCCUUUAUUGAACAAUGCGAAUAAAAAAGCACCCAGAGAAAACAAUUCAAUGGUGAAUAGUCCGGGACAUUUGAAUCAUAAUAGUCCACAUCGAUUCGGUCAACCACAUCAUUUGAUCAACAGUCCACAUAUGAAUUCCAAUAAGAAUCCAAUGCAACUAGAGAAUGGUAAACAUCGAACCAAAAUUGACUUUCGAAACGAUGAUAUUUUGUCUUUAGAUUGUUUAAAUCAAAAGAAAUGUCGAGCUCGAUUUGGUUUAGAAGGGCAAAGUCAAUGGUGUAAACAUUGUCGUCGAAAGAAGAAAUGCACACGAUUUCUCGAAGAAGAUAUGUCAAAUCAUGCGAAUAAUAAUCCAAAUCAUAUGAUGAAUAAUUAUCAUAAUCCUUCACUAAAUACUCACGGUAUGAGUGUCGGUAGCAAUGGUAAUCCAUCGUCGAUAAGUUCACCUCGAACGAAUCAAUCGGAUGAUGAAGAUGAUUCGAUGAAUGAACCAGAUGGUGAUGAUAUUUUAGCUCGACAAGUUGAUUCCAUUGAAGAUGAUGAUGACGAUGACGAAAAUGACAACGACGACGAUGAUGAUGACAGUGAUGAAGAAAAUAAACAACAGCAUCAUCAUCAUCAUCAACAGCAAACGAAUUCUCAUGUUUAUAAGCCAAUCCCGUCGAAAAUUGAGCCUCUUCAAUCACAAUUUCAUCCUCCACCACCUGCACAUCUCUAUCAACCUUCAGCAAUGCCAGCUCAUUUUACGCCUAAUUUUCAUUAUUAG
Adineta ricciae is the source of this 1776-nucleotide messenger RNA. The record is from the annotation of a GenBank genome assembly. NCBI's taxonomy places the organism in Eukaryota, Metazoa, Rotifera, Eurotatoria, Adinetida, Adinetidae.